This is a messenger RNA of Aegilops tauschii subsp. strangulata, 2285 nucleotides long. The record is from RefSeq and is a predicted model, not a curated record. Lineage: Eukaryota; Viridiplantae; Streptophyta; Magnoliopsida; Poales; Poaceae.
AUGUAACACAUUGAUUUAAGUUGGAUGGAAGCACAGGAAGUUGAAAACCACAUGAAUCUAGCCAACGAUAUCCAAAGAAGAGGUGAGCAAUUGAUUGAUCACGAGCACAAAAGAGAAUUUUUUUUUUCACCCACCCAUGAUGCAAAAGUACAUCUCUGAUUAAAUACUAUGUUUUAGCAGCAACCCGGAGAACACUCUGAUCCUAGGUGGAAUAUUUAUUUUCAACAAUAGAUAUACCAUCAAAGGGAAGAUGAGAAUACAAUUGUUGAUAUAAGGAUUUAACCAUGAAACCUUUGGCAGGAUUGGGGACAUAUAUCAAAACAUCCCUAUUUAUCGAAAGAUAAUCAUUUUAGUUAAGACACCUCAAUGUAAGCAUCUGCUCCAAAUACUUGAUACAUCUCAAACAUAUCGAUAAUUUUUAUAUGUUUCAUGAUGUAUUGCUAUCAGUUACAUACACUAUGAGCAUAUUUAUUAUCAAUUCCACUGGACUAACAUAUUAACCAAGUGCCAAGUAUUUGUUAUUUUUUUUUGCUGUUUUUAUAAUUUAGGAAAAUCCUGAGAAGGUGUCUCAAGAUGAUGUCUCGGCUCUGUCUUUUGAAGGUGUUCAUAUGUAUAGUGUGUAUGCGCGUGCGUACGUUCAUAGGUGGAGUGUAUGUGCGUGUAUAUGAGCGCCUGUCUGUAUUUUCUUAAAUUUUCUUUAACCUAGAUUAUCCAAGAUCUCAUAAUUCAGGGAUCAAACUAAAAUCCAUAUCAUAAUUUUCAGUGACAGCCCAUGCAUUUUACCCAUAGGGAGAAGCCAAAAAAUUGCCUACUAACAUGUUUUAGGGUUUCUAAAAAAAAUGUUUUAGGAGGACCCACUUGUCAGCGACCAAACUCCUGCCGCCGCGAUUUCAUCCGCCUCGCCCUCGCGCUUCCUGGAUUCAACUCGAGGUUCAGAUUCGUCCGCUUAUUUUAUUUUUUUUCUGGUGAAAGCAAAUCGCGCGAUCGACACAGGCAGGGGAGAGGGGAAAACGGAUUCCGUGCCUCCGCCAAGGGCGUCGGCGUCGGCGUCUUAUCGAUCAUCUCCAUGCAGCGGGAGCAGCGCCGCCGGCAAACGCGAGCCCGUGUUCCUAAAACAAGGUCACCAGCCCUCCAACAAGAUGGUGAUUCUAAAGGUGGCAAAAAAAUGAAAUAUCUGCCAGAUCUUCCGGAGGACAUUUGGUGGCAUAUACAUUCACUAAUGCCAAUGCGAGAUGCUGCCCGAGCUGCCUGCGUUUCUCGUACCUUUAUGCGUUCCUGGAGACGCCAUACCAGCCUCACCUUCAGUAGAAAAACACUAGGCGUGGAUGAUAAUGUGUGUGAAAUGGAUGGAAAAGCAAGGGAUCUCACCGGCAAAGUUGACAAAAUUUGGAUACAACACCCAGGCAUUGGUGUGAAGGAAGUCAAAAUUAAGUUCUUUGAUUACAAGACCAGGGCCUAUUAUCUUGAUCGUUGGCUUCAGAUUGCCGUCACACCUGGGAUUGAAGAACUCACCGUUAUUCCUUCUGUGAGCAAACAAAAAUUCAACUUCCCAUGUUCACUUCUAUCUGAAGGAGGUGGAAACUCGAUUCGGUGUCUGAAUCUUUACCGGUGUGUGUUCUGUCCUACAGUCAGACUUGGUUUGAGAAGUUUGACUCAACUUGAGCUGUUUGAUGUCCGUAUUACAGGAAAUGAGUUAGCCUGCCUUCUAGACAAUUCUGUUGCUUUGCAGCAGUUGGCACUCAUGUAUUGCACUAAGAUUAUUAGACUGAAGAUACCUUCCCUGCUGCAGCGGCUCAUCACCCUUGAGGUGUCUAACUGUAAGAGGCUGCAAGCGAUAGAGAUCGAAGCUCAAUGUCUCUCCAAUUUUCGGUUUACCAGUGACCACCUAGUACAACUCUCGUUUGGAGAAGCAUUACAGUUGAAGACCCUAGUCAUGCAGUGUCGUGGUGCUCUCUGUUAUGCUCGUGCCAAUAUUCCAUCCAGCUUGCCAAAUCUUGAAACUCUUUCUGUAUAUUCACAUUAUGAGAUGGUCAGUACACCAAUGAUUGGUAGCAAAUUUCCAUUCCUCAAGCACUUGACUGUUGUUCUUGCUGCGUCCCCCAGCCUAUGAUUAUUGUUCUCUCAUAUCAUUUUUUGAUGCCUCUCCUUCAUUGGAGAUAUUCAUCCUGAAUGCGGUGUGGAACAGCAUGCGGCAUCCAUCCAUUUUUGCAGAUCCUUCAGGUCGGAGGCAGAUGCCAGAGCACCACCAUGACAAGCUAAAGAGUGUGACUAUUACUGGUUUCUCC